AUGGUCGUGGCCGCAGAGACCCGAAGAAAGCCGAGGAAGCGACACGGUAAUCGAACACUCACUUCCGGCGUAGUUAACGUCUUUUCUCAUUUGUACUUUUGUAACGGCUUCGUUUGACUAUGAAAGGAUAUUUAAGAAACAGGAAUAAAUAAACGAAUAAACAACGUUUCGUUAAAUCAAAUGUUUAUCGAUAACUAUGCAUACUAUAGCAUACUGGACUCUUAUUUAAAAGGCCAAUUGACAAUAACGACACUUAAGUUAGCUUCUUGGCGUCCUUAGCGUCACUCCUUUAAUCGUCUCUUGACCAAAUUGCACCUGGUGCUAAUCCAGAACUUUGAUAUUUAGACUUCUCUGGUCUGGAAUAAAUUAUUGUAGACUGUCUAGUUUACAUACUUUAGCAAACACAUUUGUUAACUCUCUAUCUAGGCAGGUAUCCUGAGCAACUCCACAUCUGAAAAGUCAAUUUUGGCGCCACCUGUGGACAAAGAAGUCUUUACUUACCUUGUCUGCUACUAGUGAUGGGCACGGCAGUUCGGCAGUUCUUAGGUCACCAAAAAGAUUCGUUCAAAUGAUUCGUUCACCAAAUCACUGAAUCAUUCAGAGCUGGCAAUGUUAGUUAGUUAGUUAGUUAAUGUUUAGUUAAUGAUUGCACUGAAAUGAGGAAUAUUAAAUAUAUAAACUGUGUCUCAUCUGACUCAGAUUUUUAGUAACACCUGCGGCAGAAGGUACCCAAAGAACUUCUGGGGGGACGUGUAUCCAAAUUUGAGAAAUGGCAGUAUACCAAUGUUUCUGCUAGAUAAAUUUUGAUGUUGUUGCAAGUACAACAAUACAUUCAAAAUCUUGAAUACUUUGAAGAAAACACUUGCAAUGAGGGAUUCCCAAGAAAGAUGAGAUGCUGGUUUAGGUUUUAGAGGUCAGAUAUUUGCUUGCAUACCCGAAAAUAUAGAUGGAAGUGCUUGCAAACUAUAAGCAGACGAUGUAAAACACUAAAAUGACACAGUUACACAAAUGACACAACAUGCCAAUACAAACAUGUUUUGACCGAUGAGCAAAUCAAACACAAUAAAAUAUUUGAAAACAUCAGUAAAGAUGAGUAAAGAUGAGAAACUAUUAAUGUUGGACAAUUGAUCGAACUUUUCUUUUGUGUUCAAGUGAGAAACCCUGGUCUCCUUUCCUGCUGACUCCACAUGAACACACAUGAACACACACACACACACACACACACACACACACACACACACACACACACACACACACACACACACACACACACACACAAACAAAAGGGAACAGUCCGUGGACCUGCUCUCAUCUCAGUUUUGUCAGGAGAAGCCUAUGUAUCAGGACUCCUCUGUCUUCACAGAUCAUCUCCUUUUUUUGUAUUUAACUUUAUUUUUAGAUUUUGAUUUUAACUGAACAAGAUGCCAGAGACCUCUCUAGUAUCCGGCUACUUUCACCUAACAGACUAUGUGGUGUUUGCGCUCAUGCUUGCAGCAUCAGCUGCCGUUGGGAUCUACUAUGCCUGGGCCGGCAGAGGCCAAAGAAGCUCCAGGGACUUCCUAACAGGGGGCCGAAGACUGACUGCCCUGCCUGUCUCCCUGUCUCUGACUGCCAGCUUCAUAUCGGCUAUCACAUUGUUGUCCAACCCAGCUGAGGUAAGGUUUGGACUCUCCUGAAAACCUCUUUUUUAGUCUGCAGGGUGUCUAUUUAAGGCAGUAAAACCACCAAGAAUGAGUUUUCAUGAUAUUUCACAUGAAUUAGAGGCCUGAUGGUAAAGACAGUUAGACAAUAAAUACUUUUUGAGUCAGUCCAUUUCACAGUUUUAUUAUGUGAAUUGAUCAACACAUGAUUGCAAAGUAUAGAAAACUGUUCAAUUUUUAAAAAGAAAAAAAAAAAUUAACACGGCUUAAAUUCAUAUGAUCUUUUUGUAGGUUUACUGCUACGGAGCCAACAUUGGAUUUUUUGCCGUGUCCCAUGUAAUGAUGGUGUUUGUCACAUCUGAAGUUUUUCUCCCAGUCUUUUACAGGCUGGCCAUCACCAGCACAUAUGAGGUAGGUGCGCUUUAGCUUUUUUAACUGGAGUAUAUGUCGGCGAUCUUAUUCGUUUUAAUUAUUUACAAAGCCAUUAGACGUAUCAAAUUUUUGGUUUAGCUGUGCAGUACAAGACGAGCAAAUAUCUUACUGCGGGCCAUGCUUUGCAAGUGCAACCCAGGGUCAACUGGUAUACUAUAGGCAAUAAUAUUAUCUUUCCAGUUGUGUAUGCAUCCAUGCUAUGGCUCUUCAUGCAUCUCCACAUUAUAAAGGAUGCUUGCUUUUGAGCUGAGUGCUGACACCAAGCUAGGUGGACUGAAGAUCACGUCCACAACAAUGUUGUUUUUGACCUUGUUGAAAGUUCUCCUCGCUGAUUCAAUCCAAGGUCCGGCUGUGUCCACAUGCUGAAGUGUGCUUGGGCAAGACUCUUGACCCCACUCGCCCAUGCUGGUUACACCCAGUAGUGUGUAUGUGUGAUUAGACAAAACUGAUGAGUCUAUACACAGCUGUAUGUGUGUGUGUGAGAGACUACAGGAAGCAUUAUAGUCCAAAUAUCAUUUUUUAUGUUGCCUUUGCACCAUAGCAACGUGGUCCAGAAGUAGUCUGAUUAUGACUACCUCUAUUUUUUUGUCAUGACUCUGAAGUAUCUGGAGCUGCGUUUCAACAAAGCAACCCGUCUGCUGGGAACAGUACUCUUCAUUGUCCAGACAGUGAGUAAGACAUCAGUCAACACAUAAUGACCCAGCUUUCAUUUCUGAGGGUAAAACAUGUAAGCAGAUAUCAGAGGUUUUUUCUUUUCCAUAUCUGGGUAUUUUUUUCUGUGUCUGUCACAGAUCCUCUACACUGGAAUUGUUAUUUAUGCCCCUGCUCUUGCUCUGAAUCAAGGUAUGUUGUCCUCAGUUGGCAGCGGUCAUGGCUCACACACUCCUCCUUGAAGACACUCAAAGCUGCUCAGUUUUGCUCUGCUGAGUUUGACCUAAGUUUACUUCCUCUCUGCAGUCACCGGUGUGGAUCUGUGGGGUGCAGUUAUCUCGACAGGCGUGGUCUGCACCUUUUACUGCACAGUGGUAUGUAAAAAAUCAUGCUUGAAUGACUUUUCCCUAAAGGAUUAAAUUUGAUAAGUAAAGUUUGGAUGUACAGAAGACAAUGGUUUUUCUUCAUCUCUAUUGUGACAGGGCGGUCUGAAGGCAGUGGUGUGGACAGAUGUGAUUCAGGUAGACUUCUGGAGAAACUUGACAAGAGGCUGACGUCCACUAAAUGUUCCCAUAAGACUGCCAAACCAAACACUUUAAAUUUUUCAUCCUGAAAGAGAAAGAGGGAAGGAUUGGAAAGUAAUCAAAAUUCUCCUUUCAGAUUGGCGUCAUGCUUGCAGGCUUUUUGUCCGUCAUCAUCAAGGCGGUUAAAUUACAAGGAGGACUCCACGUCAUCGUCUCGGAUUCAGAGCGAGGAGGGAGACUCAACUUCUGGGAGUGAGUUUGGGAGGAGAUCACACACACAAACACACACAUGGGUGCCAUAGCAGCAAAUCAGAGUCUUUGGGAGGAGAAUUGCCUGACGCCCAAAUCGCCCUCCACUCUUGUUUCUUCAGCUUUGACCCAGAUCCUCUGAGGCGACACACAUUUUGGACCAUCACCAUCGGAGGAGCAUUUGUCUGGGUCAGCAUCUAUGGGACUAACCAGGCCCAGGUUCAGAGAUACAUCUCCUGCAAGACCGUCACACAUGCCAGACUGUGAGUCAUGUUCCUCGAGUGUCCACUUCAGGAGGGCUCUGAAAGAAACCUCCAUGUAAAAUAUCACAUUUUAAAGCAGAAUUGAUCAUCUCGGCUUGUUUAUCUCAUUUCUUUAUUUAAUACUGCUUCACUAUAGAGGUGAAUAUUUUAAAAAUCUUUCAUUUGCAGUCAGCACUACUAAUACUGGGACUACUUUAGGCUUUAUAACACCUCCUCAGGAACCAAAAGAUGACAUACUGUUUUCUGCAACUCACCUCAGGCAGCUGCCUAUUAAGUAUUUAUCAUAUGACUGAGAGAGGGCGCUCUAGAGCCUUAAGUUUGAGUAAAUACAUAAAUCUCACACCAGAGCGAGUGGAAUAAUGUGCAUUAUUAACUCUAUUUUUAUGUUAUGUUGCACCAUAAAACUCUUGUAUGUGUGUGUGUUUUUUUACCCUUUUUCAAGAGCUCUGUACAUAAACCUGGUGGGGCUGCUGUCCAUCAUGCUGUGCUCGGUGUUGGCAGGAAUGUGCCUCUUCUCAGUCUAUAAGAACUGUGACCCGUGGACAGCUGGAGUGGUUUCUGCUCCUGAUCAGGUAUGAUGGAGAGACACAGAGACACAUAAAGACAUCAAUCAAUCAAUCAGUAUCUAGAUUUUCUGAUCUAUAGUUACACCAUGCAACCUUACCUUUGCAGCUGAUGCCAUUUUUGGUGAUGGACACAUUAGGAGACAAUCCUGGCCUUCCUGGACUGUUUGUUGCAGCUGUAUACAGUGGAUCUUUAAGGUAAAUACACCAAAGAUUAAUAAUCAAACUAAAACAUCUAGUAUUUAAAUGGUCGAUUGUACACUCUUUACCUUCUUUUUAAUGUGAGAUUGCUGUGUUUACAUUUCCACACCAGCACGGUGUCGUCCAGCAUUAAUGCACUCACCGCAGUGACAGUAGAAGACCUGAUCAAACCCUACACUAAAAUGUCUGAGAAACAGGGCUUCUGGACCUCUAAAGGACUGAGUGAGUGGGUAAUCCUCACAUGCAGCGUCGUAGUGAAAGAAUAUCUGUCUUUCAAACAAUAUGAGGCCAGAAAAUGAUACUUCCCGAUGCUGUUUGCAGGUCUUACAUAUGGGAUUAUAUGCAUUGGAAUGGCUGGGCUGGCAUCAGUCAUGGGAGGGAUCUUACAGGUGAGGCUGAUUUGGUCGUUCAUUCAUGAACUGUGAGCAGUAAUACGUUUUAUAGGAUGAUGGUUAAGAACUCAAGUGAAACACACUUUUCAGGCAGCCAUCAGUGUACUUGGGGUCAUCGGAGGUCCUUUGCUCGGCUUGUUCACGAUAGGUAUCUUCUGCCCAUUUGCCAACUCCAAAGUAAGUCUUUUCUUUUUUGAAAUCUUUAAUCUUUGUGUCAUUUUUGUUACUCUAGGAUUGCAGGUUAAUAUAAUAAAUAAUCCAGCACUAACAAUAAUUUUUGGACUAUCUGAUCUGAAGCAUUAUUUAGCAGCAGGUCUUUGAAUUAGACAUGAUAGCACAUCCAUAUACUUCUUAAGGACACACAUGGUCUUCAAAUGUCUUCCAGGGAGCGUUGUCUGGUCUUGUGUCAGGGCUGGUUAUGUCUCUGUGGGUAUGUAUUGGGGCUCUGGUAUACCCUCCCCAUCCUGAGAAGAGACGCCCUCUGCCUCUGUCCACCGAGGGUUGUAAUUUCACCACGACAGGCCGUCUCAACUGGACCUCCACCGCUCUUCCGACAACGCCCAGCCUCAUCAUGGCAGCGACACCACAGAGCAGCGCUGACAGGUGUGAUCUUUUAGCGUAUUGAUAAAAAAAAGGUAGUGCAAGAAAAUUGUGAAUUAUUUUCUAUGUUACAUCCUGAUACAAUGCAUGACCAAUGCCUCCACAUGCUGUGAAUGACGUGCAAAGAGCUGAACAAUAAGCAGUCGUCAAUGCAGUGCAGUUACAAGACAGUAGGAUAUAAUGAUAUUAUGGGACUCUGUGUUUAUUUGCAUUUGAUCCGGCAAAGUGAGAUCCAAUUAUGAGUGAUCACCAGAAAUCCACAUUCAUACCUAAAGCUUGCCACCAAAAACCACAAGUUGGUCAAGGUAUGAACAGGGUCUUUGUCCAGGGGAUGGCUCAGAGGACCUAUCAGCUGGCCUGGUUCAUCUGUUGUCUUUCCCUUUAGGUCCCUACUGGUGGAUAGCUGGUACUCCGUGUCGUACCUUUACUUCAGUCUUAUUGGAACAGUGACAUCCAUCAUGGUGGGGCUGUUAGUGAGCCUGCUGACAGGUAAACAAUAUCUAUUUUCUAUCUAUUUUUUUCCUGCUAUUGAAACCAUUGUUGUUAAUUUGUGUUUAUGUGAAUGUCUAUUCUAGGAGGACUGAAUCUGGAGUUUGAAUCAAGCCUUAUGUUGAGAAAAGAAGACACAACCGUAUAUCAUUUGGUCAAGCUUUUCAAAUAUAAGGUUAGUUCAGUAGAUAAGCAACAAAAUCAAACAUAAUCAUCUUAAAAAAAGGUUCUGACUCGGCUUUGUGUGCUUUAUUUUUAAGGUAACAAGAAGAGCAGGAAAGCUGGACUUGACAACAAAUGAGGAAAGGAUAUCUGGGAAUAAUAAUCCUACUUUCUGUGACGUUGAGCUGGACACACAUAAAAGCAGCAUUACCACAUAA
This is a messenger RNA of Xyrichtys novacula (pearly razorfish), 6384 nucleotides long. The record is from the annotation of a GenBank genome assembly. Lineage: Eukaryota; Metazoa; Chordata; Actinopteri; Labriformes; Labridae.